CUCUUAUCCGCGCUUUAUUCCACUAUUCUCGUUAUUCUCCACUGAGACGCCUCUAUGCUUUCCUACCGUCUCUCUCUCUUGGUGGAUUGGCUCAAGCUGUUUUGAUCUCGAUCACCCUCAGGCCUCAGCCCUUCUUAAGAGCUACAGUUUCUUUAAGGGACCACCGGACCGAAUUAUUAAAAUACGGAUGCUUGUCACAUCAUAGCGGGCAAGAUUGAACGGUCCUGAUAUCUUGAUCAGGUCAAAAGCGCCACUCAAUAAAAAAAACCAGGUAGAAAGUCGGUCAUAAAGGACAAAGCUCAUUCCGGCGAGGGCAGGUCGCGGGAGAAGCGAUCAGAUCCCACGGCUGACGGGCGCUGCUGGCAUUCGUGUGUAGCCGCAGGGAGGAGCGAUGAUCAUAACGGAGCGACGGUCGACACUGGUCGGUCCGGCGGAGCCGACGCCACGGCGGCGGCUGUGGAACUCGAGCCUCGACCUGGUCGUGCCGCGUUUCCACACGCCGAGCGUCUACUUCUACCGGCCGGACGGUUCGCCGGACUUCUUCGAUGCGGAGAGGCUCCGGGCGGCGCUGGCCAAGGCGCUGGUGCCCUUCUACCCGAUGGCCGGGCGGCUCGGGCGGGACGAGGACGGCCGGAUCGAAAUCGACUGCAACGGCGAGGGGGUGCUCUUUGUGGAAGCCGUGGCCGACGGCAUGGUCGAUGAUUUCGGGGACUUCGCGCCGACGAUGGAGCUAAAGCGACUCAUCCCCAAAGUGGAGUACACUGACGACAUCUCCGCCUUUCCUCUUCUCGUUCUGCAGGUGACCUACUUCAAGUGCGGCGGCGUGUCGCUGGGCGUGGGGAUGCAGCACCACGCCGCCGACGGAACCUCCGGCCUCCACUUCAUCAACUCCUGGUCCGACGUCGCCAGCGGCCUUGGCAUCUCCGCCCCCCCCUUCAUCGACCGGACCCUCCUCCGCGCACGCGACCCCCCAACCCCUUCCUUCCCACACGUCGAGUACCAGCCCCCGCCCUCCAUGAAGGCAGCGGCAACCUCACCGCCCUCCCUCAGUGCGGUGAAAUCCGGCGAUCCUGUCACCGCCGUCAACCUCUUCAAGUUCACCCGCGCCCAGCUCGACCUCCUCAAGGCCAAAACCCCCAAAGGAUCCAGCUACAGCACGUACGCCCUCUUCUCCGCGCACGUCUGGCGGUGCGCGAGCCUGGCGCGCGAGCUCCCCCCGGACCAGCUCACCAAGCUAUACAUCGCGACCGACGGCCGCCAGCGUCUCCGGCCGCCGCUCCCGGCGGGAUAUUUCGGGAACGUGAUCUUCACGGCGACGCCGGUGGCGGCGGCGGCGGAGGUGGUCAGCUUCGAGGGGGCGGCGGGAAGGAUCCAGGCGUCGCUCGCCAGGAUGGACGACCAGUACCUGAGGUCGGCGGUGGACUACUUGGAGAUCCAGCCGGAUCUGAGGGCUUUGGUCAGGGGGGCCCACACGUUCCGGUGCCCGAAUAUUGGGCUGACGAGCUGGGUCCGGCUGCCGAUCCACGACGCCGACUUCGGGUGGGGCCGGCCGGUGUUCAUGGGGCCUGGUGGGAUCGCGUACGAGGGGCUGGCCUUCGUGCUCCCCAGCCCCGACGGCGACGGCAGCCUCUCGCUGGCCAUCUCGCUGCAAGCCGAGCACAUGCUCCGGUUCCAGAAGCUCAUCUACGAUAUCUGAUGCCGGCUUAGAGUGCUUUCGGUUUCCCUAGUGGAUUAGUUAAUUUCCGCUUUCCUUUCCCCUGUUUUUGGUUUUACAGUAUUAAAAAAAAACCGAUACUCCAAAUGUCAUGCAUUGCUGCCAAAAAUAACAAAAUACUCCAAAUUUUCCAUGUAUUUGGAUCAAGCUCCUUAAAUAGCAUGGCAAUAAGGAUGUUUUCCUUUA
Messenger RNA from Phoenix dactylifera (date palm), 1900 nucleotides. RefSeq names its product hydroxycinnamoyl-CoA shikimate/quinate hydroxycinnamoyl transferase (gene HCT). Gene Ontology annotation, molecular function: acyltransferase activity, transferring groups other than amino-acyl groups. The record is from RefSeq and is a predicted model, not a curated record. NCBI's taxonomy places the organism in Eukaryota, Viridiplantae, Streptophyta, Magnoliopsida, Arecales, Arecaceae.